UCCGUGAUGUCAGCGGGUGCUGGCAGGGAGAGGGGGUCGGCUGUUUUUCUGAAGAGUUAGAGCUGAGUAAGACAAAGCACGGUGCCGUCUCCACAGGCGCCAUGGAACUGCUAUCCUGCGUCCUGCUGUGGGAACUGGUGCUUCUUCAGAGCUCUGCAGUCCUAUCCUCAGGGCCUUCAGGGACCGCAGCAGCCAGCAACUCUCUUGUGUCUGAGUCUGCGGUGAGCUUGGCAGCCGGAACCCCGGCGGUACUACGCUGCCAGAGCCCGCGCAUGGUGUGGACCCAAGAUCGGCUGCCUGAUCGCCAGCGCGUGGUCCACUGGGACCUCAGCGAUGGCCCGGGCAGCCAACGGCGCCGACUUGUGGAUAUGUACUCGGCGGGUGAACAGCGCGUGUACGAGCCGCGCGAUCGCGACCGCCUCCUGCUGUCGCCUUCUGCCUUCCACGACGGCAACUUCUCGCUGCUCAUCCGCGCUGUGGAGAGAAGCGACGAAGGGGUGUACACCUGCAAUCUGCACCAUCACUACUGCCACCUGGAUGAGAGCCUGGCUGUGCGCCUUGAGGUCACAGACGAUCCCCUAUUAAGUCGCGCAUACUGGGACGGUGAGAAGGAAGUGUUGGUGGUGGCCCAUGGCGCGCCGGCACUGAUGACUUGCGUGAACCGUGCGCACGUGUGGACUGACCACCACUUAGAGGAGGCGCAGCAGGUGGUCCAUUGGGACCGACAAUUACCUGGGGUGCCACACGACCGCGCUGACCGCUUGCUUGACCUGUAUGCAUCUGGCGAGCGCCGCGCCUACGGACCACCCUUCCUGCGUGAUCGCGUGUCAGUGAACACCAAUGCUUUUGCACGCGGUGACUUCUCCUUACAUAUAGAUGAGCUGGAGCCGGGUGAUGAGGGCAUCUAUUCCUGCCACCUGCACCAUCACUACUGUGGCCUCCACGAGCGCCGAGUCUUCCACCUACAGGUCACGGAGCCUGCCUUUGAACCACCAGCUCGUGCUUCUCCUGGCAAUGGGUCUGGUCACAACAGUGCUCCUAGCCCAGAUCCCACCCUGGCCCGAGGCCACAGCAUCAUCAAUGUCAUUGUCCCAGAGGACCAUUCACAUUUCUUCCAGCAACUGGGCUAUGUGCUGGCCACCCUACUGCUCUUCAUCUUGCUGCUCAUCACUGUAGUCCUGGCUACACGCCAUCGUCACAGUGGAGGAUGCAAGACCUCAGAUAAAAAAGCUGGGAAAUCAAAGGGGAAGGAUGUGAACAUGGUGGAGUUUGCUGUAGCCACAAGGGACCAGGCUCCAUAUAGGACUGAGGACAUCCAGCUAGAUUACAAAAACAACAUCUUGAAGGAGAGGGCUGAGCUGGCCCACAGUCCCCUGCCUGCCAAGGAUGUGGACCUGGAUAAAGAGUUCAGGAAGGAGUACUGCAAAUAAAUGGACCCCGAGCUUCUGGCUGGGCCAGCAGCUCGGUAUCAAAGGACAUCUCCCUGACCCUCCUGCGGUAUUCCUGGCUCUUCUCAGCGGCUGGUCCGACUUACCUAGAAACUUGGCCUAAACUUGGCACAGCAGUUGCCUGUACUUUGCACUUCCUAGAAUCACCACCCUCAUCUUGGUGAGCAACGGUGGGUUCCCUAGGGACUCUGGUAUAGUGUCAUUGCUGCCCUUCAGUCACCUGUACCCACUGAAGGCUGUAUCCCCAACUUCAACACAACAAAAAUCCACCAAAGAUCCACCUUGUUAAUAUCCACCAAAUACAAAGUCCCUCAUGGCCUCUUACUGCUAGGCUUAGGAAGACACUUAAGGAUUCUAGUUAAGACUCCUAGAGCUGGAGAGAUGGCCCAGAGAUUAAGAGCACUGACUGCUCUUCCAGAGGUCCUGGGUUCAAUUCCUAGCAACCACAUGGUGCCUAGUACUCAAUGUAUCAGAGUCAUGGCUGUGAGUCACCAUGUGGAUGCUGGGAAUUGAACCCAGAAAUAUAGUCACAACCAUUUGUGGUGGGAUCUGAUG
Arvicanthis niloticus (Nile rat) is the source of this 2003-nucleotide messenger RNA. RefSeq names its product matrix remodeling associated 8 (gene Mxra8). Gene Ontology annotation, biological process: cell adhesion; cell differentiation. Gene Ontology annotation, cellular component: membrane; cell surface. Lineage: Eukaryota; Metazoa; Chordata; Mammalia; Rodentia; Muridae. The record is from RefSeq and is a predicted model, not a curated record.